Messenger RNA from Phragmites australis (common reed), 975 nucleotides. RefSeq names its product glutathione S-transferase T3-like. The transcript has 3 exons. The coding region runs from base 1 to 975 and encodes 324 amino acids. Lineage: Eukaryota; Viridiplantae; Streptophyta; Magnoliopsida; Poales; Poaceae. The record is from RefSeq and is a predicted model, not a curated record.
AUGCAGGCUAUUGACAAGGAAAGAAGAAAACGCCGUGCUCCAUCAUCACUUCCAAGAACUCAAGCUCCAAUAAGAAUUCCUGAUGAAAGCGAAGAGCAGCAAACAGGCAAUGAAGGCCUCGCAGAACAAGACGAGGAUACAACAACCCGACGCUUCAUAUGGGCUGAUGAAGACAACUCACGGCUGAUCAGCGCUUGGCUGAAAAAAUCAGUAGAUCCAAUCCGUGGAAUAUCGAGCAAAAAGGAAUGCUAUUGGAAAGAUGUUGCAGAGGAGUAUAAUAGCAACAGUCCCGAAGACCGAAGAAGAGGACCCAAUUCAUGCAAGGAACAUUGGGGAAAGACAAACAGGAAGGUUGUCCAUUUCAAUGGUGUUUGGUGCAGGCUGAAAAAGGUUUAUGUUAAUGGUCAGUCAGAUGAACAGUUGAUAGAAAAAAUUCGGGCAACGUACAAGCACGAGAGAGAUCACUGGUUCACACUUGACAACUGGUGGAAAGAGGUUCGAAACCAACCAAAAUGGAAUAGGACCUAUCCUGAGGAUGAGAAGAAAAACAAAGGUACAAAGGUGUCUAAUUUGGAAAACAACUUAUCAUCAUCCCAAGACGAGGUGCAUAUUUUUGGUGACAAAGUUCGUCCCCUAGGUACCAAAGUAGCAAAAUUACUUGCAAAAGGGAAAGGUAAAGAACAAUCAGGCGGUAGCAUGUCCCAUGAAAAUUUUAAGCUCUACCAUGAGUCUCAGACUUUGAGAUCCUCUACAUCACUUAGGUUGGCGGAAGUGCAACUUCAACUCUCAAAGGACCAUAUUGAAGUAGCCCAAUCACAAGAGAGAGCAGCUAAGGAAAAGAAGCAAUGUAAAAUUAUGGACAAAUACACUGAGCUUUUGAUGGCUGACACAAGUAAGAUGAAUGAUUCACAGAGGGAGGAGCACGACAGAGCUUUGAAGUUUUUUGGUGAUAAUUUGCAUGGCAAGAACAAUUAG